This is a messenger RNA of Perca flavescens (yellow perch), 796 nucleotides long. RefSeq lists its product as uncharacterized. The record is from RefSeq and is a predicted model, not a curated record. Lineage: Eukaryota; Metazoa; Chordata; Actinopteri; Perciformes; Percidae. Gene Ontology annotation, cellular component: ciliary basal body; centriolar satellite. The transcript has 6 exons. The coding region runs from base 23 to 730 and encodes 235 amino acids. Gene Ontology annotation, biological process: intraciliary transport involved in cilium assembly.
AGAAGCAGAGCUCAGGGAGGCGAUGAAGCUGCGCCACAGCAUCGCCACUUUAUUUCACGCACUCAGAGUCGACAUGGAGCAUACCCUGUCAGACGGUGUGGAUGUUCAGAAUGAGGCCCAAGCUGAAGACAGCAGGCUUGAUCAAGCUGAGGUAGCGCUUGGUGACCACGUAACAGGAGGUGUGGUUCAGUGUUGGAGGCAGGUGCAGAGGAGACUGGGUGGUGGUGGCCCAUCUGAAGGCCACGCUGGUGUUGAUACUGACCAUGACAAGCUCCUGGCUCAACUAGAAACUGAACUGAAAGAGAGUCAACAGCUAGUCAGAUUACAACAGCAGCUGCUGCAGCGCCGUGAUUUUGAGCAACAGAAGGCCUCUGUCCUGAAGCAGCAGUAUCUGCUGGAGUCCCCUCUGUCUGGUAAAGGAGCACCAAGCCACAACAGGAGAGAGAGCACUGGACUCGAUUUCUCAAGUUUGGGGCCCACCGGCAUAUCUUGCUGUCUUCCCAUUACGCCAUCUUCAACCAAGUCGGGGACAGCCGCUGUUUCUGGAUCACAUCAGAGGAGAGUCAGAGUUCAAACCCCCAGCACUCCUGAGCUCUACUCCGCCCUCAAUCUGUCAUACAACUGCAGAGAGUUUGAUGACCAGUCAGAGACAUGGGAAGGCCGAGCAGACACAAGACAGGCUCCACACUUAGACUGGUCAUUUGACUACAAUUGUGAUGAUAGGUGGUGAUUUAAAAAAAAAUGCUGUACCUUACUGUUUUCACUUUUUAAAAUAAUCAAUAAAGGCUGAUUUUUA